Molecule: messenger RNA, 984 nt
Organism: Dipodomys ordii (Ord's kangaroo rat)
Lineage: Eukaryota; Metazoa; Chordata; Mammalia; Rodentia; Heteromyidae
Gene: Mas1
Product: MAS1 proto-oncogene, G protein-coupled receptor
Exons: 1
Coding region: 1-984 (327 amino acids)
Biological process (GO): G protein-coupled receptor signaling pathway
Cellular component (GO): membrane
Molecular function (GO): angiotensin receptor activity
Source: RefSeq, a predicted model, not a curated record
AUGGAUGGGCCAAAUGUGACCUUGGCUGCUGAGGGGGAGGCGGCUAACGCCUCCGUGGGCAGGAACACCUCCACCCCUGCGGGGGCCUGGCCUCCACCCAUCCCCGCUGUGCACUGGGUCAUUAUGAGCGUGUCCCCGCUGGGCUUUGUGGAAAACGGGGUUCUCCUCUGGUUCCUCGGCUUCCGGAUGCAAAGGAAUCCCUUCACGGUCUACAUCACCCACCUGUCCAUCGCCGACAUCUCCCUCCUCUUCUGCAUUUUCAUUCUGUCAAUCGACUAUGCUUUGGACCACGAGCUCUCCUCCAGCCACUACUACACCAUGGUCACCUUGUCUGUGACCUUUCUGUUUGGCUACAACACAGGCCUCUACCUGCUGACAGCCAUUAGUGUGGAGAGGUGCCUGUCGGUCCUCUACCCCAUCUGGUACCGAUGCCACCGCCCCAAGCACCAGUCAGCCUUUGUCUGUGCCCUGCUGUGGGCCCUUUCUUGCUUGGUGACCACCAUGGAGUACAUCAUGUGCAUCGACAAUGAGGCCGAGAGACGCUCUCGAAGUGACUGCCGGGCGGUCAUCAUCUUCAUAGCCAUCCUGACCUUCCUGGUCUUCACGCCGCUCAUGCUGGUGUGCAGUGCCAUCUUGGUGGUGAAGAUCCGGAAGAGCUCGUGGCCUUCUCGUUCCUCCAAGCUGUAUCUGGUCAUCAUGGUCACCAUUGUCAUCUUCCUCAUCUUCGCUAUGCCCAUGCGGCUCCUCUACCUGCUGUAUUACGAGCACUGGACGGCCUUUAGGAACCUGCACAACCUCUCUCUGCUCUUCUCCACCAUCAGCAGCAGUGCCAACCCUUUCAUUUACUUCUUUGUGGGCAGCAGCAAGAAGAAGCGCUUCAAAGAGUCCUUGAAAGUGGUUCUGAACAGGGCUUUCAAGGACGAGAUGCACCCCCAGCGGCCGGAGGACAGCGGCAAUGCCAUCUCUGUUGAGACCGUGGUCUGA